AUGAGUUAUCAUCAGGGGGCUGAGGGUGGUGCCAUCCCUAAAGAAAGACAGAAGGAUGGGUCACCAAACAAGGAUCUUGAUGAGACCAUGGACCCUGAAAUGAGGUGUGUUUGUUUGCUUGUUGAAUACUUUUAGAUCCUAUGCUACAAUUUUUAAAAUAGAUUAACAUGAAGAGGAUUUUGACUAAAAAUACAGCACACCUCUCAAAUAUAUACUAAUAUGUUCAUAUGAUUUCUAUGAAGGAUACUGAGUUACUGCUGAGUAAACAGAACAUUUUAUUAUAGGGGAAACAUAGUCAGUUGCAUAACUGAAUGCAUUCAACUGAAAUGUGUCUUUCACAUUUAACCCAACCCCUCUGAAUCAGAGAGGUGCGGGGGGCUGUUUUAAUCAACAUCAAGUCAUCGGCGCCCGGGGAGCAGUUGGUGGGGGUUAACUGCCUUGCUCAAGGGCAGAACGGCAGAUUUUUUUUUACCUUGCCGGCUCGGGAUUCAAACCAGUGACCUUUCGGUUAAAGGCCCAACGCUCUUAACCACUAGGACACCUGCCGCCACUAUAAUGACACUAAGCAAGAUGGGAUAUUUAAUUGUUUUAAUUCUAACCAAUACAUUUGGUGUAAAUGACUGUGAAGACAAAUCAAGGGCCAGUGGUAGUUCAAAUGAAAUGUUAUUUGUCACAUGCGCCGAAUACAACUGGUGUAGACUUUACCGUGAAAUGUUUGCUUACGAGCCCUUCCCAAGGAUACAGAGUUUAAAAAUAAACAGGUCAGGGACAAAGUUGUGGAGAAGUACAGAUCAGGGUUGGGUUAUGAAAAAAUAUCAGAAACUUUGAACAUCCCACGGAGCACCAUUAAAUCCAUUAUUAAAACAUUGAAAGAAUAUGGCACCAAAACAAACCUGCCAAGAGAGGGCCGCCCACCAAAACUCAUGGACCAGGCAAGGAGGGCAUUAAUCAGAGAGGCAACAAAGAGACCAAAGAUAACCUUGAAGGAGCUGCAAAGCUCCACAGCGAGUAUCUGUCCAUAGGACCACUUUAAGCCGUACACUCCACAGAGCUGGGCUUUACGGAAGAGUGGCCAGAAAAAAGCCAUUGCUUUAAGAAAAAAAUAAGCAAACACGUUUGGUGUUCCCCAAAGGGCAUGUGGGAGACUCCCCAAACAUAUGGAAGAAGGUACUCUGGUCAGAUGAAACCAAAAUUUAGCUUUUGGCCUUCAAGGAAAACGCUAUGUCUGGCGCAAACCCAACACCUCUCAUCACCCCGAGAACACCAUCCCCACAGUGAAGCAUGGUGGUGGCAGCAUCAUGCUGUGGGAUGUUUUUCAUCGGCAGGGACUGGGAAACUGGCCAGAAUUGAAGGAAUGAUGGAUGGAGCUAAAUACAGGGAAAUUCUUGAGGGAAACCUGUUCAAGUCUUCCAGGGAUUUGAGACUGGGACGGAGGUUCACCUUCCAGCAGGACAAUGACCCUAAGCAUACUGCUAAAGCAACACUCGAGUGAUUUAAGGGGAACCAUUUAAAUGUCUUGGAAUGGCCUAGUCAAAGCCCAGACCUCAAUCCAAUUGAGAAUCUGUGGUAUGACUUAAAGAUUGCUGUACACCAGCGGAACACAUCCAACUUGAAGGAGCUGGAGCAGUUUUGCCUUGAAGAAUGGGCAAAAAUCCCAGUGGCUAGAUGUGCCAAGCUUAGAAGAAUAGUUAUGCACGCUCAAGUUUUCUGUUUUUAUGUCUUAUUUCUUGUUUGUUUCACAAGAAAAAAUAUUUUGCAUCUUCAAAGUGGUAGGCAUGUUGUGUAAAUCAAAUGAUACAACCCCCCCAAAAAUCCAUUUUAAUUCCAGGUUGUAAGGCAACAAAAUAGGAAAAAUGCCAAGGGGGGUGAAUACUUUCGCAAGACACUAUAUUUGAUAAAUGUUAUUUUCCAAUUCCCAACCAGGCCAGGAGAGGUACCCUGUGAUAUCUGCUCUGAGGUCCAAGCUGUGAAGUUCUGUCAGACCUGCACUAUCUCCUACUGUGAGACCCACAUCAGACAGCACUAUACAAUAGCAGCACUGCAGAGACACACAGUGGUGGAUGUGACUGGAUACCUGGUGCAGAAACUCUGUCAACAUGACUACAGUCCUCUGGAGGUGUUCUGCAGGACAGACCAGAUGCUGAUCUGCAGUCAGUGUGCAGAGACAAACCACAAAGGACAUGAUACCAUCCUCCUCAAGAUAAAGAAAGCUGGAAGACAGGUAGCUCCUGGUUUGUUUUCAUACUCUUUAUUGCAUGAUGUACAGUGUUUGUUUGAUAAAGAUAAAGGUUUAUGUGUCAAGAGCAAAAUAACAUGUUUCACAGAAAUGAUUGACUCUUUCUUUGGUUUUCACAGCCUAAGAGUUUUGAUGGAGACCAACACACAACUCUGGCCUCAGAUGAUGGUAGGUAUAUGUGGAAACACAGAAUAAACUGACCCAAAAAAUAUUAUUUAAUUUAAGUCUCAAUUUAGGCGCAUUCAUUUAGUAAGAUAUCAAUUGGUGUCCCUUAACUGCUGUGAUGAAUAAUACACAUUUGUGUUUGUAAUUUUAUUGUCAAUAAAGUCUGUUUUUCUGUCAUUAUUCCUUCACCAGUGCUGCCCCCUCCUGGUGACAUCCAGGUCCUGUUGCUGACGUCAAACUCUGUGUAUCUGAGCUGGAGUUCUCCUCAGGGGGUUAAAGGACCACACAAGUUCAGAGUGACCUGGGAAUGUGACGGGGAAACAAGCUCAUCAAGAGUGAAAGGUGUAUAUCGUCUUUAGUAUUCUCUGCAUGGAGGUUUGUUCCUGGGCUGCAGUAGGAUAUGAGGAAGCGCUGUGGGACUUUCUUCAUUCCUUCAGCCUUGGACCAGUGGAGAGUGAAGGAGGUAUCGUUCAAAUGGUCUACCUUUAAGUCUCUGGGUGGGACCACUGGAACAUAAAACAAUAUUUGUUUUAAGAAGAUCCAUAACAAUACCUCUCUUAAAACACAACAAAGUAUGUCAGUAAAACAUGACUAAAACCAAACUCUUUACCUGUGGAUAGGGAUGCUGAGACACAUCUGCUUUGGCUUCCAUCUUCUCCCUCUGUAGCCACGUUGAACUGGUACUUUUCACCAGGUUGCAGACUGCUUAUUUUAAGAUGAUGCCCACCUUUCACUCUUGUUGAGCUUGUUUCACCGUCACACCCCCAGGUCACUCUGAAUGACGGUGGUCCUGUCAGCCCCUGAGGAGAACCCCAGCUCAGAGACACUGAGUCUGACGUCAGCAACAGGACCUGGAUGUCACCAGGAGGGGGCAGCACUGGUGAAGGAAUAA
Coregonus sp. 'balchen' is the source of this 3293-nucleotide messenger RNA. Lineage: Eukaryota; Metazoa; Chordata; Actinopteri; Salmoniformes; Salmonidae. The record is from the annotation of a GenBank genome assembly.